CAAGUGAGAGUAAAACACAACUCAAAUGCCUAUAUAACGGAACUGCUGCAAAGUAAAGUAGAAACUCAAAAUUGAGCAACAUCUGUAAAAGAAUGGCGGAUGAUUCAGCAGCACCUUCGAUUGAUGGCAACGUCCUCGUGGCGAAGUCACUGUCUCAUCUCGGCGUAACCCACAUGUUCGGCGUCGUUGGGAUCCCCGUCACGUCUCUAGCUAGCCGAGCCAUGGCUCUCGGGAUACGUUUCAUCGCCUUCCACAACGAACAGUCCGCCGGGUACGCAGCAUCCGCUUACGGUUACCUCACGGGCAAACCCGGGAUACUUCUCACGGUUUCGGGUCCGGGUUGUGUUCACGGGCUCGCGGGUCUUUCCAACGCUUGGGCGAACACGUGGCCGAUGGUGAUGAUCUCUGGCUCUUGUGAUCAGAGAGAUGUUGGUCGUGGAGAUUUCCAGGAGCUUGAUCAGAUCGAAGCUGUGAAAGCUUUCUCGAAAUUAUCUGAGAAAGCCAAGGAUGUUCGUGAAAUCCCCAAUUGUGUUUCUAGGGUUUUGGAUCGAGCUGUUUCGGAUCGACCCGGUGGGUGUUAUUUGGAUCUUCCGUCUGAUGUGUUGCGUCAGAAGAUUUCGGAAUCGGAAGCUGAUAAAUUGGUGGCUGAGAUUGAGAAAUCUAUGAAGCAAGAACCAAUUCGGGGAACUUGGAGAUCAGAGAUUGAAUUGGUGGUUUCGUUGCUGAGGAAAGCUGAGAGGCCAUUGAUCGUGUUUGGGAAAGGAGCUGCGUAUUCGAAAGCAGAGGAUGAGCUGAAGAAGCUCGUUGAAGUUACUGGAAUACCCUUUUUACCGACUCCGAUGGGUAAAGGUUUGUUACCGGACACACACGAGCUCUCGGCUACGGCGGCGAGGUCGCUUGCUAUUGGGAAAUGCGACGUCGCUUUGGUGGUUGGAGCUAGGCUUAACUGGCUUCUUCAUUUCGGAGAGUCGCCAAAAUGGGAUAAAGAUGUGAAAUUUAUAUUGGUGGAUGUCUCUGAGGAAGAGAUUGAGCUUAGGAAACCGCACUUGGGAAUUAUUGGAGAUGCCAAAACUGUGGUUGGAUUGUUGAACAGAGAGAUAAAAGACGAUCCUUUUUGUAUCGGUAAGUCGAAUCCAUGGGUGGAAUCGAUUUGGAAGAAGGCGAAAGAGAACAGUGAGAAAAUGGAGAUACAGCUUGCUAAAGAUGUCGUCCCUUUCAAUUUCUUGACACCUAUGAGGAUAAUCAGAGACGCCAUUUUGGCGGUGGAAGGACCAAGUCCUGUUGUGGUAUCUGAAGGAGCUAAUACCAUGGACGUAGGAAGAUCGGUUUUGGUUCAGAAAGAACCAAGGACAAGGCUUGAUGCAGGAACGUGGGGAACAAUGGGUGUUGGUUUAGGUUACUGUAUUGCUGCUGCUGUUGCUUCUCCUGAUCGCCUUGUCGUGGCCGUUGAAGGAGACUCUGGUUUUGGAUUCAGCGCCAUGGAAGUUGAGACAUUGGUUAGAUACAAUCUUCCUGUGGUGAUUAUAGUGUUCAACAACGGUGGUGUCUAUGGUGGUGACCGAAGGAGUCCUGAAGAAAUCUCUGGUCCUCAUAAAGAAGAUCCAGCACCUACAUCGUUCGUUCCUAAUGCAGGCUAUCACAAGCUUAUUGAAGCCUUUGGAGGCAAAGGUUACAUUGUAGAAACACCCGAUGAGCUUAAAUCCGCUCUCGCUGAGUCAUUCGCCGGAAGAAAACCCGCAGUGGUUAACGUUAUCAUCGAUCCUUUUGCUGGUGCUGAAAGUGGGAGAUUACAGCACAAGAACUAAAAGCAUAAUACAUAAUGUGAAGUUGUUUGUAAACAAGCGUUUUUUGUUUUCAAGUUUCAACUAUUGUAAACCGGAUCAUAACUUGUUCGGUUCGAUUUUUAAAUCAUAAUUGAAUAAAAAACACGUUUCCGGUUCAAUU
Messenger RNA from Capsella rubella, 1944 nucleotides. RefSeq names its product 2-hydroxyacyl-CoA lyase. The record is from RefSeq and is a predicted model, not a curated record. The coding region runs from base 93 to 1805 and encodes 570 amino acids. Gene Ontology annotation, biological process: fatty acid alpha-oxidation. Gene Ontology annotation, molecular function: catalytic activity; magnesium ion binding; thiamine pyrophosphate binding. Lineage: Eukaryota; Viridiplantae; Streptophyta; Magnoliopsida; Brassicales; Brassicaceae. Gene Ontology annotation, cellular component: peroxisome. The transcript has 2 exons.